AUGCCGCCCAUCCGGUCUCGCGGGUCUCGCAAACCCCCGCCAGCCGGAUUCGAAGACAUCGAAGACACCCUCCUCGAGUACAGCAACAAGAUGCGCGACGCGCAGAACGCAUCCCACGAAGGCAAGAAGAAGCACGAGGCUGUUUGGCCCGUCUUCCAGAUCUCCCACGCCCGCUCCCGUUACAUCUACGACCUGUACUACACGCGCGAAGCCAUCUCCAAAGAGCUGUACGACUGGCUGCUGAAGAACGGGUACGCCGACGCCAACCUGAUCGCCAAGUGGAAGAAACAAGGAUACGAGAAGCUGUGCUGUCUGCGCUGUGUGCAGACCAAGGAAACGAACUUUCAGAGUACCUGCAUCUGUCGCGUGCCCAAGGCCACUCUGAAGAGGGACGAUGGCAGUGGCGAAGGAGCCGCCGGCAUUCAAUGCGUCAAUUGUGGCUGCCGAGGGUGUGCCAGUAGUGAUUAG
Capronia coronata CBS 617.96 is the source of this 468-nucleotide messenger RNA. RefSeq lists its product as uncharacterized. Gene Ontology annotation, cellular component: nucleus; spliceosomal complex. Gene Ontology annotation, biological process: mRNA splicing, via spliceosome. Bases 1 to 468 code for a protein of 155 amino acids. NCBI's taxonomy places the organism in Eukaryota, Fungi, Ascomycota, Eurotiomycetes, Chaetothyriales, Herpotrichiellaceae. The transcript has a single exon. The record is from RefSeq and is a predicted model, not a curated record.